CCAAAUCUUCGCACCGUCUGUCAUCAUAUUCCAAGUGUACAUGUGCAUAUUGUUCAUAUUGCGGUAAAUGCAGAUAAAAAGAGAAAAAUCUUAUAAAUUUCUUUAAAAUUGUCAUAAACUGAAAGCACUUUGCCUUUACGAUGGCAGAUAUUGAAAAAUUGACAAUACAGGAUGAGAUUUACACGUCCGAGAAGAACGGAAACGACAGUACUGGCAAUGGAACAUCAGAGAAACCGUUCAAGACUAUCCUUCAGGCUAUGCGUCACGCAGGCAAGGAGCCAUUCCCUAAAAUCUUUGUAGACGCCAAAGAAGAAGGCAAAGUAUAUGAACCCGCGGCAAAAUCGCAGCUGAAAAAGAUACAGAAAAUAUGGGUGAGGGAAACCCACAAAGCGGCUGAUAAAGCCAAAGCAGAGGAGGAGAGCAAUGAAAAAAGACUGCAGAACCUUGAGGAAGCUAAGAAAAUAGUGAUCCAAGUAGAUCCAAAUCUACCUAAAGCAAAGACUGUGAAAAUAGCAGAGGCUGGCGACUACCGAGGUCAGCGUAUUUGCGUCCGUGGCUGGGUACAUCGUCUCAGAAGGCAAGGCAAAGCGCUCGCUUUCUUGACGCUGCGCGAUGGUACUGGUUACCUGCAGUGCGUACUCCACGGGUUACUAUGCCAGACUUACAACGCACUAGUGCUGUCUACGGAAUCGUCGGUUAUCUUAUAUGGGAAAUUGGAGGCUGUGCCUGAAGGGAAGACGGCACCAGGUGGUCAUGAGUUGACUGCAGACUAUUGGGAGUUGGUCGGUCUCGCGCCGCCAGGUGGCGCUGAUGCCAUACUGAACGAGGAAGCUUUGCCCGAUGUACAGUUGGACAACAGGCACAUAAUGAUCCGUGGCGAGAAUACGUCGAAAGUGCUGCGGGCUCGCGCGGCCGUGACGCGGGCCUUCCGCGAGCACUUCGCCUCCCGCCGCUACACCGAGGUCACGCCGCCCACGCUCGUGCAGACCCAGUGCGAGGGCGGCAGCACCCUCUUCAAGUUCAGCUUCUUCGGCGAGCCAGCAUACCUGACGCAGAGCUCGCAGCUGUACCUGGAGACGUGCCUGCCGACGCUGGGCGACGUGUACUGCAUCGCGCAGUCCUACCGCGCCGAGCAAUCGCGCACCAGGCGACAUCUGGCCGAAUACAGCCACGUUGAAGCUGAAUGCCCAUUCAUCACGUUCGACGAGUUACUCGACCGUCUAGAGGACUUGGUGGUGGACGUGGUAGACCGAGUGUUAGAAUCAGACGCCGCACACCUUGUGCACGAACUGAACCCCGAUUUCAAGAGGCCGAAGAGGCCAUUCAGACGCAUGGCGUACAGCGAGGCGAUAGAGUACUUGCGGGCCAACAACAUCACUAAAGAAGACGGCUCGUUCUACGAAUUCGGAGAGGACAUACCAGAGAUGCCGGAGCGCAAAAUGACUGACGCUAUAGGUGAACCGAUCCUACUAUGCAAAUUUCCAUUGGAGAUCAAAUCUUUCUACAUGUCGCGGUGUGCGGACGACCGUCGCCUCACAGAAUCUGUGGAUGUACUGAUGCCGGGCGUAGGAGAGAUCGUCGGCGGCUCCAUGAGGAUAUGGGACUACGAGGAACUUAUGGAGGGCUACAAACGCGAGGGCAUCGACUCCUCCCCGUACUACUGGUACACGGAUCAGCGAAAGUUCGGCUCCGUACCACACGGCGGGUACGGCCUCGGCCUCGAACGCUUCCUGUGCUGGUUACUGGCGCGGCCGCACAUCCGUGACGUCUGUCUCUACCCCCGGUUCCUUGAUCGCUGCACACCUUGAGUACUCUUCCCACAACUCCACGAGUCUACCUGUAUGCUGGCCACACACAAACAGUAUACAGGGGUCAUUAUUAUAUUCGUUGCGAAGAAAAACUGUUAUUUUAAAAUAUUUAAUAAAUUCGGACUAAGGUAUUUUUUGUAGCAAAAUGAAAUAUGCUAUUGAGUCUUGCGUUACUUCUAGUAUCAGCAUUAAACGAAUUUAAAACUGAAAUGUGUUAUACAAAAUAAUUUGCUGGAACUAAUCCUGUUUUUUUUUUUAUAAAUUGAUUUUAGUAAUGUAGUAAAAUUUUAGUUGCUUGUAUGAAUGGCUUUCAAUAAAUACCAUUCCUGGUGCUCCAAAUGUACGGUAUUUAAACUGAAGGCGAAUUCACAGGGGUGAAAAGACCAAGUUUUCACAUAUUGUAAAGAUCGAUUCCGACUACAAGAUACGAUUUAUACAAAUGCAUAUUUUAUAUUGUAUCAAUAAUUAUUUAAUGUAUAAAUCAGAAUCGUUAUGUAAAUUCGGCGACAGACGCAUCGCUUUUUAUACACUACAAUCCUGGUCACGGCACCAAAAUUACCUUUUGUGUUUGACACUUUGAAACUGAAUCAUUUACUCAACUAUCAUAGAAUGAUUAAGGAAGCUGAAGUAAAAUAUCACAUAGAAAUUUUAUUUUUUUCGCAUCGAUAUAUAAAUGUGUGUGUAAACUCCAACAUUUACAGUGGAAGCAUCAUUACAUGUACACGGCACAAACAAUAAAUACUAUUAAAGUCAUAACUCUUCUACCAUUUAAAAGAAUUCCACAUUUCACCUUGUAACAAUCUGUUGCUUGUGCAAUUGUAAAAUAAUUAUAUUCGAGGAAUCUCGAAAAUGCAGAUUUGAAAUUUGAUUUGCAAAUUUUUGCAAAAAUUACGCCUGUUUUAGGGUUCCAUUAGAUUAUUAGAAAGGUCAGUAUCUCACCAUCAAUUAUGUCGCCAGAUUUACUCCAUUAUUCUGUUACAAAUAUUUUAUGUAUAAUAAUGUAUAAUAUAAUGCUAAAUCUCCAAAUCCAAUGAGGGCAUCUUAAAUAGUUUAACAUAAUACAAAUUAUUUUGUGACAAAAAGUGUACGCUAACUGUAUUUUUGUUGUACAAAAAUUAUUUUUAUUAAAUUAUUUUAAAGCUUGCUGGUUUGAAAUAAACGAGACAAAAAUCAA
Galleria mellonella (greater wax moth) is the source of this 2982-nucleotide messenger RNA. It is a transcript of the gene AsnRS, whose product is annotated as asparagine--tRNA ligase, cytoplasmic. Lineage: Eukaryota; Metazoa; Arthropoda; Insecta; Lepidoptera; Pyralidae. Gene Ontology annotation, molecular function: ATP binding; nucleic acid binding; asparagine-tRNA ligase activity. The transcript is spliced from 10 exons. Gene Ontology annotation, cellular component: cytoplasm. The coding region runs from base 141 to 1808 and encodes 555 amino acids. Gene Ontology annotation, biological process: asparaginyl-tRNA aminoacylation. The record is from RefSeq and is a predicted model, not a curated record.